Diospyros lotus (date-plum) is the source of this 600-nucleotide messenger RNA. RefSeq names its product universal stress protein PHOS32-like. The transcript has 4 exons. The coding region runs from base 1 to 492 and encodes 163 amino acids. NCBI's taxonomy places the organism in Eukaryota, Viridiplantae, Streptophyta, Magnoliopsida, Ericales, Ebenaceae. The record is from RefSeq and is a predicted model, not a curated record.
AUGGCCGGAGAAGAAAGGAGAGUGGGGGUGGCAGUAGAUUUCUCGACGUGCAGCUUGGAAGCGGUGAAGUGGGCGGUGGAAAACGUUGUCCGGGAAGGUGAUUACCUUAUCCUCGUCACCAUCCGCCCCCAUAUCUACUACGAGGAGGGCGAGAUGCAGCUCUGGGAAACCACCGGCUCUCCUCUAAUCCCUUUGAAUGAGAUUUCUGACCCGACGAUCAUGAAGAAAUACGGAGUGCAUCCUGAUCUUAAUACUCUGGAAAUUGUCAACAAGGCUGUUGAGAAGAAAAAGAUUGUGGUGGUUAUGAAGAUUUUCUGGGGAGAUCCACGCGAGAAAAUCUGUGAGGCCGUUGACACCAUUCCUCUCAGCUCUCUUGUUGUAGGCAGUAGAGGCCUUGGCAAGAUCAAGAGGGCUAUAAUGGGCAGCGUCAGCAACUAUGUGGUGGGCAAUGCUCCCUGUCCUGUUACCGUCGUCAAGAACGCCAAUUUCUAACUUUUUGUUGAUGAUAAGAAGCAUGGCCUGAGACUUGACACCCUUUAGCUAGGAUUUUUGACAUUUUUUAGGGUAAAAUAGAUUUAAAUUUCUGCUGUGGUGGUGUGU